CAGCAGUCAUCCUUCAAGCAAGAAGAAGUAAGUGAGGCAGACCAGAAAUUCUGGCUGGCAGUGCGCGCGAGUAAGACCACGACCCAUUUCACAACCGAUCAACCUCCACAUCACAUCACCGACCGACUGACUGACGAUGAGCGACGUUCCUGUUGAGGUGCUGCAGGCGGGUCCCCGCCCCACCAUGUCCCACUGCAAGGGCAUCAUUGUCUUCUUGCACGGCUGGCCAGACACAAACGCCGUCUGGCACGAGCAAAUUGAGUUCUUCAGCAAGCACAAGUACCACUGCGUGUGCCUGUCGCUGCCGGGCUACAGCGGGUAUGUGCCAUCGGAGAGCUGGGGCAUGGACUUCCCGGAGGUGCGGGACUUGCUCAUCACCGCAAUCAAGACCGUGAGCGACGACCAGCCCGUGCACCUCGUCGCCCACGACUGGGGCACCAUCUUUGCCUACAUGAUCGAGCGCAAGUCGCCAGGGCUCGUCAAGACCCUGACCACCGUCGACGUUGGCGCAAAGGUCAAGCUGUCGUCCACGCUGGCAAAGCUCAUGGUCCCCGCGUACCAGCUCUGGCUCGUCUCUGCCUUCCUCAUCGGCAACAUUGUGCCCGUCAUCGGCAAGCCCAUCGGCGACACCAUGACCAGCCUGUGCGCCAAGUACUAUGCGCACGCGCCCGACUUCUCGCCAAACCACGGCUCCCACAUCAACUACCUGUACUUUUAUGUCUGGAAGGCCCUCCUCCUCGGCGGCACCGGUGGCACAACGUAUCUCAAGCACUACUCGCCCUCCCGCCCCACCCUCUACUGCUACGGCUCAGCCAAGCCGUUUCAGCUGCAUGCCAAGAGCUGGGUCAAGGAGCUCCAAGACCGCGACGACUGUCAGGUGAAGGCGUUUGACUGUGGCCACUGGGUGCAGGUCGACAAGGCAGAUGAGCUUUCCGAGACCAUCCUCGAUUUCAUCACCACACACACCAAGUAACGCGCCGCUGCCAGUGCUGCUGCCCCGCGUGUCGUGUUCUCUUCCCAACUUGCCUGCAAGCAUGCAUCCAAACAUGUGCUGGCAUGGUUGUUGUUACCGUGUCAUGUCGCGCCAGCCCGACUGUUCCUUCUCCGCUGUCACCACACGCACUCUUUCUUCGUCUGCAACGGCCUGCACGCGUGUGUUAUUGCGUUGCUCAGCUUGCCUGACGUGCCACUUGCUUCUGUGCCCCUGAGUAUGCAAUGUUACGUUCCGCCAACCCAAUACACGAUGGUGCGCUUGCUCACCAAAUGGUUCACACGGA
This is a messenger RNA of Salpingoeca rosetta, 1277 nucleotides long. RefSeq lists its product as uncharacterized. Lineage: Eukaryota; Choanoflagellata; Craspedida; Salpingoecidae. The transcript is spliced from 4 exons. Gene Ontology annotation, molecular function: catalytic activity. The record is from RefSeq and is a predicted model, not a curated record. Bases 137 to 973 code for a protein of 278 amino acids.